AUGUUAACCGCGGAACUGACACGACUUAACUCCGAAGGCGAAUUUGACUUUAGCGUGCAUUACUUUCACUCUUUCGUUCACACGAUCUGGGCCGAGGGUAAAAUCGCUAGCGCCCUGCAGCUUGCCUGCGGCGAGAUAAAUGCCCGUCUAGAGCAGUAUCAGGAACGUGGGUCGGGUUUCGCGCUCGUCGCCAUCCAACAAUGUAGCAUCACAGUUGGACGUUUCGUUCCACAGAGGGUCGGAUGUCAAAGUUUCACUUUGCCGAAGGAACUGGCAAACAAACAGUGUAUUUUGAAUGUGAACAAACGCAUGAAGGACUCCGAAAGAAAAAUGUGCUUCACCUUUUCCGUGCUUGCGGGGUUGCAUCCCACUCAACAUAAAACGAGAGCUUCCUCAUACAGGGACCAUCUGAGCAAAUAUUCGUUUCCUUUAAACUAUCCAGUGACGUUUCCAGAAGACGUAGAGACUUUCGAAAGAAAAAAUCGCGUGUCCAUCAACGUGUACGGUUACGAACGGGAAAAAAAGUUUGUCUAUCCUCUCAAAAUCAACGAUCACGAGUUGGAAAAGCAUGUAGAUUUGCUCUUGAUUGACGACCACUUUGUCCUCAUCACCAACUUCGCCGGGCUUUUCGAAAACAGGGCUAGCUACCGAUUCCGUUGUAAAAGAUGCAUGAUGGGUUUUCGUUUUCGGACUUCUCUAACCAGUCAUUUUGCCUUGUGUAAAGAAAAAAAGCCAGUCCGAACGGUCUCUCCUAAAAAAGGGGACGCGCUUUAUUUCCGUAACACUCACCUCAUGGAGCCUUUUCCAUACUUCUGUGUCUACGACUUUGAGGCCAUCUUGAAACCGGAAAACACGGAUCACGUUUACGAGAGUCACGUACCCAGCUCGUUUUGUAUUCUAGUGAUCCGUUCUACAGACUCACGAAUCAUGGAACGUUUCUUGUAUCGAGGCGAGGAUUGUGUCGAGCAGUUCAUUUCCAUCCUCAAUCAAAUGUCCAAACUCAUUCCCGAGUGGAUUAGGAGCGAUCUCACAACGGUCAAAAAGACACAGAGCUCCGGCAGUCACUGUGAUGUAUGUGGCGAGUCGUUCCACAAACGUAAAAGAAAGGGCAACGAUCAUUUUACCGGACCUUACAGGCUGUGCAAAGGCUGUAAUUUAAACGACAGGAAUAACAAAAAAGUCAUUGCCCUGGUUGCACACAACCACUCGUACGACCUUGCCUUUAUUUUACCGAAACUACAUCUAUUCGAGUCAAAAGAUAUCAAGGUUCUCGCCAGUAGUUGUCAACAGUUUAAGCGACUCGACGUGGGUAACCUACGGUUUCUCGACAGUCUAGCUUUCCUCCCCGCGAGCUUGGACGCACUUGUGCAGGACCUCCAUUCCAAAGGCUUGGAAACUUUUCGCUGCCUUCGUGAAGCGUUUCCUCAACAUAUUGAGUUGCUGGCUGGUUACGAUUACAUAACCGACUUCAGCGUCUACGAUGAGCCCGAGCUGCCACCACGUGAGUCGUUUUACAACAAGCUUAACGACGCUCACGUUUCUGAGAAGGAUUAUCACCAUGCCCAGGUCGUUUUUGACACGUUCAAGUUCAAAAACGUGGGAGAGAAAUGGACCCUGGAAACCUACGAGAUCGAUCCCUUGCAUUUCGUGUCGCUUCCUGCCCUCAGCUUGGCCUGUGCGCUUAAGCAAACAAAGGUCAAACUUGAGUUGCUCAACGACGUCGACGCAUAUCUUUUUAUCGAAUCGGGUUUACGAGGAGGAAUCGUGCAAUGUGCAAUUCGACAUGCGAGAGCUAACGUUCCAACCAGCGACUCGUUCGAUCCUAACAAAGAUGCUUCUCAAAUGUUCGACCUCGAUGCGAACGGUCUUUACGAUCAAACGAUGAGACAACCACUUCCGUACGGCAAUUUCCGAUGGCUCGAUCACGAAGAAAUCAAUGCCCUUCAGUUCGCUCAGGUUUCAGACGACUCACCCACUGGUUACAUCUUGGAGGUAGACCUAGACUAUCCAGAGGAACUACACGACUCGCAUGCAGACUUUCCUUUGGCCCCGGAAAAACGAGGGGUUCCUUUCGAAUGGCUUUCGUCUUAUCAAAAGGCGCUAGUGAAAAACUUUGGCCUACCCGAGAGAGAAUCUGAACGUAAGCUUCUUUUAACCCUAUUUCCCAAACGUAAUUACGAUAUUCAUUUCCGAAACCUAAAGUUGUACCUGCAGCUAGGGUUAAAACUGAAGAAGAUUCAUCGUGUCCUGCAGUUUUCCCAGCGGGCCUUUCUAAAAGAAUUUAUCGACUUCAAUCACGUUCUGCGCAAGCAGGCUACCAACACCUUUCAAAAGAAUCUGUCAAAGCUCUUUAUGAACUCGAUCUACGGAAAGACGAUUGAAAAUCCUCGCCAAUACAACGACAUUGUCAUUAGCGUUUCCGAGGAAGAAGUCGUAAAAAAUCUGCAAAAACCUAACCUUAGACAAUUUACAGCGAUCGGUCCGAACGUGGUCAUAUUUCAAUUUUCACAGAAAACUUUGCACCUGAACAAGCCCAUAUAUGCAGGUUUCUCUAUCCUAGAGAUGUCGAAGAUCGUCAUGUACGAUUUCUUCUAUAAUCAGAUCAGGAGAGUUUUCCCGGAUGCUCGCGCUGCAUAUAGCGACACGGACUCAUUUAUCCUCCAAAUCAGCGGUCGGGACGUUGACGAGAGGCUCGCAGAGCUUACCGAGAGCCACCUAGAUACUUCCGGUUACCCGUCCGACCACGCCUUGUAUUCGCUUCAAAACAAAAUGCGACUUGGAGUUUUCAAAAACGAGCUGCCGAAGGACCACAUUCUAGGAUUUGUCUGUCUUAAACCGAAACUCUCUGCACUCGAUCUAGAGUCUCAAGAACAUUGUGUGAGGGCUAAAGGAGUAAAAAGAUGCGAGUCGCGUAAGCUAACUUAA
Messenger RNA from Ixodes scapularis (black-legged tick), 2925 nucleotides. RefSeq lists its product as uncharacterized. Gene Ontology annotation, biological process: DNA replication. The record is from RefSeq and is a predicted model, not a curated record. NCBI's taxonomy places the organism in Eukaryota, Metazoa, Arthropoda, Arachnida, Ixodida, Ixodidae. Gene Ontology annotation, molecular function: nucleotide binding; DNA-directed DNA polymerase activity; DNA binding. The coding region runs from base 1 to 2925 and encodes 974 amino acids. The transcript has 2 exons.